AUGACCCUCCUAGAUCCAACCAAUGCCACCCGCGCAACCCCCAACAUCGCCCCCGAAAAAGCCUCCCUCCACAUCGGCAGCUCAACCCUCAUCCCAGCUCCAUCCCCCAAAGUCUGGGCCGCCCUAACCGACACCUCAACCUGGCCAACCUGGAACUCCUUCGUUCCCCGCGUAACCAUACGCUCCCAACCUAAUGCCCCAUCCCAAUCCCCUCUCUCCCCAAUCCUCCAACAGGGAACCAAAUUCACCUUCCACGUCCGCAUGGACCCAACAUCCACUUCCGAGAAACCCCAGCCCGCCACAGACGUCCACCUGCUCAUAACGGAGUGCACGGCCCCGGAUCCAGAGACGGGGGCAGUGGGCCGCAUCGUGUGGACGGGGGACUAUGAGGCGCCGGGCACGAUGUCGCGCUCGCUGUUGUUGGCGGAGCGGGUGCAUGAGAUUCGAGAUGUGGAGGGGGGAACGGAGGUGAGGAAUUGGGAGGCGCAGGUUGGGUGGGUGGUUUUUGUGGUAAGGAUGAUGUAUGGGGUGAGGUUGCAGGCGAAUUUCGAGCUGUGGGUGGAUGAUUUGAGGCGGUUUGUGGAGGGUUCUUGA
This is a messenger RNA of Penicillium olsonii, 594 nucleotides long. NCBI's taxonomy places the organism in Eukaryota, Fungi, Ascomycota, Eurotiomycetes, Eurotiales, Aspergillaceae. The record is from the annotation of a GenBank genome assembly.